UCGGCCGGCCAGCCCCGGGGGACUGACGCGUCCUCAGACCCUCUCGCCAAGGCGGCUGUGCAGCGGCUGUGCGAGGCGACUGAAUCUGAGCUCGGGUUGCUGCCCAGCGCAGCCGCUCGCAGCCCGGAGCGCUGGGCCCGGGGGUCUCUGCAGCAUGUCGCUGCACUCCUGGGAGUGGGAGGACGAGGACAGGACCAGCACAGGGCCCCUGGUCUCCCCGGGCAGCUUUUAUCAGACCAGGAGUGAGUGUGAUGUGGAGGAGUGCCUGAAGGCCAGGGCGCAGGUGUCAGAUUCUGACCAUCAGUGCAGCAGCGUGGAGUCCUCAGACGGGCCUGCCAGCACCCCCAACUCUGACGUGCCCCAGGUCGUCCCCUGCCAAUUCGUCAUCUCAUUGGCCUUCCCAGCGCGUUUUGGUCAUAAAGGAAAAUAUACAAAUUUGAUGGAAAAAUAUAAGAAACAAUCUAAAAUGGACAAAGGUGCUGCAAAGUCUCGCCGUUUCUACCACAUUGAGUAUUUCCUUCUGCCGGAUGAUGCUGAGCCUAAGAGAGUUGACAUUGUGGUGUUUCCAGCGGUGGCCAAAGUGUUCUUGGACUCAGGAGUAAAGACCGUGAGGCCGUGGCAUGAAGGGGACAAAGUCUGGGUGUCAUGGGCCCAAACUUUUAACAUCAACAUGACAAAGGAAUUACUAAAGAAAAUAAAUUUUCACCAAAUAACGUUGAGGCUCUGGGACAGUAAGGACAAGAUUUCGAAAAAAGUUCGGUAUUAUCGACUAAAGGCUGCUGGGUACUCAGAAGAUGCAGCCUCUUUCGAGGAAGUGAGACAUUUGGUUUUAAAUCAAAGAAGCUUGUCUGAACAGGGCGUUCACAUCGAAGAGACGUGGAGCCAGGAGUUUGCACCAGGAAAACUAGAAAAAGCAGGAAAAUGCUUAAAGUCUCUGCAUGGUUUUCACCCAGGAGGGCCUGAAAGUUUUCCCAAGAACGCCGAGGGAUGUGAAAAGCUGCUCAAAACAGAAGAUCUGGCCACAGUUCAAUGGAGUACUUCAAGAGGACCGACUCUUCCUUUGGGAGUGGCAACUCUGAUGGAGAUGAAGGAAUUAAUUGAGAGAUCAUCAUUUAGCAGCUUACCAAACAUAUUAGAAAAGCAAAAAGUUCAAAUUAAACAGAAAGAACCGGAGGGGAGAAAAAAAGGCCACAAGGGAGGGAAGAAAUCUCAAGCAGAAGACGAAACUGAGCCCACGCAGGCAGGCCACUGGAAGCAAGAUGCCUUCUCCAUCCAGCUGGCACUCAUGCCGCUCCUUGCAGGACAGCAAACUGUUGUGAGUCGUGGCAGUGGGAAGUGUGCCAACAUUUUAGAUUGUCUUUUGACUUUAAAAACAGAAGUUCCUAUCAUGACUGAGGAGCAAAAGCAGGACUUGAACCCUCUGACCAUAACGAUCAAGUGUGCCUCCUGCCUUCCAUCACAACCUGUGCCCAUCCAUGAACUAGAGAGGCUGUGCAGCCCCGUGUACUGCAGGUACCAGUUCCAUAGGACUCCAAUCCACAAGACUCAGGGGCAGCCCCAUGGAGUCCACAUCUACUUCCAGGAUGUCAAUGUCAUCUUCCUUGGGGCGAUUCACCCCAGUGACCUGAGGGAAUACCUGGAGGGCCCCCCCAUGGUGGUGGAAGUUCACGACCGGGACCACAAGUCAGAGAAGUAUUCCCGGAAGCCCACCCUGUUUGGGGAGGACCCCCUGGAUUCAUACCUCAACCUCCAGUCUCUCAUCUCUCCAAAAGAGACAGAGAACAACCCCUUUGAAUCCCAAAAUAAGAUGUGGGACCCUUAUGGGGUUGCCCAGGUCAGUUUUGCUGACCUCCUUCUUGGCCACAAGUACUUGAACCUGGCCGUCCCCAUCCAAAACUGCCAGCCCAAGCCCACAGACUGUGGCGGCCGGGACAGCACGAGCAGGACGGUUGUGGGGUUCCGGGCUCCCAUAGACGGCCUCCAGCACGGCCCAAUGCCUACGGGCAACUACCUAGAGGCCAACUCCUCGCUCAAGCUGCGGGUGGAGAUCGCCGUGCCGCUGCGGGCCAGGGCCGAAGCCCCCGAUCCAGACCUCACAGGCAGCCGAUUUGGUCGGAUCAUUUUCGUGUUCGGCUCCAGGAAGAUCCUCCUGUACAGCCUGCUGCAGGACGUCGCCAUGAUCAAUGCCAAGGCCCUCGACCUGGACUCCUACCCUAUCCUGACCAUCCAGCAGAUCCUGUCAGGGUUUAAGAUGCGGGUGAGGAUCCAGGAGAAGCAGGACCUGGAUGUGCUCACAGGCUUCCACCUGCUGGAUGGCAAGAUCCACCUCCUCAUUCUGGAAGGCUUGGCUGACCGAGGCUUAAAGUGGCUGUGGGAGAGCCACCAGAGGCGAAUCACCGAGUCAGAGCAUGGGAGGUACAAGGUGCUCUACAGCUCCCAGCUGCUGUUCCGACGCCGCCUCUACGCAGACCUGGAGACCGUCCUGUACCACGUGCACCUCUUCAAGCCGCUGUCGCUGCUCAUGAAGCAGGCGUCACUCUACAUCCGCAACACCGUGCCGCAGACGGCCGUCCAGGCCCUGACCAGGAUCCACUGGAUCUGCUUUUACAGCACCAGGCUCAGGGAGGUGAUCACAAGAGACCUGCUGCCCUCCUCCGCCAUGAUCAAAGACUUGAGCCAAGAGUUUGGGUUGCCCCUUUCACAAGAAGAUCUCAGAGAUGGGAAACUGUUCGCUGUGCCACCUCAUCCUGCCCCCAAUCUCGAGGACUUACGAAGUCGGAAUUCCACCUUCACUGAUGAGAUCCAUGCCCACCAGGAGAAGUACCUGCAGUGGCGGAAUGCCAUGAUGCUGAAGAAAAGCCAGAAGCACAGCCUGAUCCAGAAAAACAUCAUGGCAGUGCACCAGGUCAGCAGCAAGCCUCCAAAGUCUGCAGUGAAGGUGAUUAGAAUUGCAGCCCCUGCCAAAGAUGCUGUCUAUAACUACAGUACUCAGACCCUGAGUUCCACAGAGUUUGCCAAGAAGGAGCUGUAUCGAAAGAUGGCCAAGGAACCAGGCAGGAGAUUCACGUAUUCACAGAAUUACCUCUCAGCCAUGGUGGAGCCUCAGGACUCAAAGGAAGACGAGAAGAGAGCCAAGAAGAAAUCCCAGCAAGCCUGGAUCACAGCCGAUGGGUUCCGAGUGACAGGUCUUCACAGCAGCACUGCAAGUGACUAUCACCUCAGGCUGCUGCCCACUGGCACCAUCACAGAGCUGCAUGAGGAGUGGAGGGAAAACGUACUGUUUGCUAAUACGCUGAGGCCUGUGCUCAAUCGAGAGAGGUGGAGCUGGGACAGGCGCCACCAGGACUUUGAUCUGUACAAGAAGCCACCACCUUUCCUCAAGCUGCCCCCUUCUCCAGCACUGACGCCUGUAACAGGUAACAGACGAGCCCUGUGCAAAGCUGGGCCUCCUGAAGCUGUCGGCAGGCAGGAGCUCUGAGCCGCUUUGUAGCUUCAGCAGUAGACAUUUUGUUAGGUCCAAACUUUCCCUGACACGAAAUCCAGAUUCCAGAUGGGCCCGGUAUAACAGACUGAAGGCUGGGCUCGAACUCAGGAGACCCGAUUCUAGUUCAACCUCUAACACUAACUUGCUGUGUGACUUUGGGCAGGUCCCAUCACUGCUCUGGGCCUGGUUUCUUAGCUGUAAAGUGGGGAAGUUGGAAGAUAAGUCUAAAGGCUUUCUGAGCGUCAACAUUGGGUUACCGACUGGCCUCUGGCCCAUCAGGCAACAGACGGGGGCAGAGGCUCCAGGUUCACUGGGACCUUCCAUCUCCUUCCAGCUAAAAGACACUGCCAGUUGUCCCUCUGUGGGGGAGGAAGGGAGUCUGAAAGCAUGGGUCUUGCCACACCAAUCCCCUCUGAGUGCUCCUCUCUUCCUCCUCAUCCCUCUGUUUAUGAAGAGGGACCACAAAAUCAUUCGUAGGUUGAUAAAGAACCCAAAUCUCUUGGUUAACAGAGCCAGAACCUUUGUUCGAGGAUAAAGAGAGAUGAGUUUAUUGGUAACAAAGUCUGCCAGAGAAUCCUUUCCCAGAAAGCUAGAUCAGAAAAACGAGAUGGAUUCCUUUCUCCCUUGACUCCCGACUCCAGAGGGCAGCUGGUAACAGCUCCAGGAAACAGGAGACGUGCUGACAAGCUGUGAAAUUUGUCUCUCCUCUUGCCCGGAACUUGCUGCCUCCCUUCAGGGCAGGCCCCAGGCUCAGGGUCAUUGCUGUAGUCCAGCCCAGGCCUGCUGCACUGGCCAGAGCGCUCCCGGCGGGCGCCCUACAGGCCUCAGCACAAGCUCCCUGGGUAUUUCAAGCAGCCUGUGCAUAUUGCUGAAACACUACACACACAUGCUGGGGCCUCCUGCCCACUGCAUGUGCAGCAAAAACUCAGACACGGCACAAGAGAAGGGGAGACUCAAACUGGUGGCCUCAGCCUUUCAAACUCAGCUGGACGGAGAGAAAACCUGCUGCUGAUGGGGCUUCCAUGCCAACAGGCCUACAGGGAAACCCCCUUUCCUGAGGGCUGCCUAGAAGGGCACGGGCCCCUCCCUAAGCUGUCACCUGCACAGGAGCUCCCCGCAGCCUCCUAUCCCCGGCACUGUGCAAGAGGAUACGUACUCCGCAUUCUGUGCAAAAUGCCUCCUUGCCAACAAAAUCUUUAAGAACUUUUGGUUUCACUGGGACGAUAUUUCCAAAGCCAUGGUAUCUGUAAACUUUUGCCUUUUGAAGAUUAGUUUCCAAAACCCUGGCAGAGUACUCUGGUCAGUCCCCCUAAGCCAGCUCAGCUGUCAGGGUCCUCAACCUUCUAUUUCUGUCAUCACAGCAGAUUGUGACUUGGAGGAAAAGAGCCUGGCCUCCCCGUCCCGCCUCAAGGCAAUGUCUAGAACGGGCUUUUUGGAGCCCCAAACCACCCAGGGAUCAGACCACAGCUUGAAGCCUGCCAGCAUGGGAGCCAGUGUAGCUAGCAAAUAACAGCAGACAAGAGCCUGGAGAAAUGAAGUCCUCUUAGUGCCACCUAAAGACACCUUCUUGUCCUCACUUCAAGAGUGGAGGCCAAUCCUUGUAAAGAAAACAAAGAGAAAAGCCCAGGCAGGAAUAAGCACAUGCUGCCAUACACCAGGCUGUGAGUUUUGCAGCCACCACCUGAGAGGGAUCAAAGACAGGGCUCAUGACCCCCACGGUUCUGUGGCCCUGGGCU
Messenger RNA from Equus quagga, 5220 nucleotides. It is a transcript of the gene CFAP92, whose product is annotated as cilia and flagella associated protein 92 (putative). NCBI's taxonomy places the organism in Eukaryota, Metazoa, Chordata, Mammalia, Perissodactyla, Equidae. Bases 155 to 3478 code for a protein of 1107 amino acids. The record is from RefSeq and is a predicted model, not a curated record. The transcript is spliced from 15 exons.